Molecule: messenger RNA, 1597 nt
Organism: Lontra canadensis (Northern American river otter)
Lineage: Eukaryota; Metazoa; Chordata; Mammalia; Carnivora; Mustelidae
Gene: KRT72
Product: keratin 72
Exons: 9
Coding region: 1-1572 (523 amino acids)
Biological process (GO): intermediate filament organization; keratinization
Cellular component (GO): keratin filament
Molecular function (GO): structural constituent of skin epidermis
Source: RefSeq, a predicted model, not a curated record
AUGAGCCGCCAGCUGCACCACCGCCCCGCCGGCGAGCGCACAGGCUUCAGCGGCUGCUCGGCCGUCAUCUCGGGACGGGUGAGCACCAGCUCCGCCUCGUUCCGGGCCGGCGUCAAAGGCACGGCCGCCUUCGGCUCCAGGAGCCUCUUCAGCCUGGGGGGCGGCCGGCGCCUGGCCCUGUGCGCCGCGGCCGGGCGGGGCGGCACCUUCGCGCUGGGCCACUGCUCUGGCUCGGGCGGCGGCCGGCUGGGCGGCUUCGUCGGCACCGUCUUCGGCAGCGCCGGGCUGGGACCAGUGUGUCCGUCCGUGUGCCCGCCCGGAGGCAUCCCUCAGGUCACCGUCAACAAAAGCCUCCUGGCCCCCCUCAAUGUGGAGCUGGACCCGGAGAUCCAGAAGGUGCGCGCCCAGGAGCGGGAGCAGAUCAAGGCGCUGAACAACAAAUUUGCCUCCUUCAUCGACAAGGUGCGGUUCCUGGAGCAGCAAAACCAGGUAUUGGAGACCAAGUGGAACCUACUACAGCAGCUGGACCUGAACAAUUGCAGGAAGAACCUGGAGCCCAUUUAUGAGGGCUAUAUCAGCAACCUGCGGAAACAGCUGGAGACACAGACAGGUGACAGGGUGCGGCUGGACUCAGAGCUAAGGAACAUGCAGGAUUUGGUGGAGGACUACAAGAAGAGGUACGAGGUGGAGAUUAACAGACGCACAGCUGCUGAGAAUGAGUUUGUGGUGCUCAAGAAGGACGUGGACGCCGCCUACAUGAGCAAGGUGGAGCUUCAGGCCAAGGUGGACUCCCUGACAGAUGAGAUCAAAUUCUUCAAGUGCCUCUAUGAAGGGGAGAUCACUCAGAUGCAGUCCCACAUCAGCGACACCUCCGUCGUCCUGUCCAUGGACAACAACCGGGACCUGGACCUGGACAGCAUCAUCGACGAGGUCCGUGCCCAGUACGAGGAGAUCGCCCUGAAGAGCAAGACCGAGGCCGAGGCGCUGUACCAGACCAAGAUCCAAGAGCUGCAGGUCACCGCAGGCCGGCAUGGGGAUGACCUCAAACUCACCAAGGCUGAGAUCUCAGAGCUCAACCGCCUGAUCCAGAGGAUCCGCUCCGAGAUAGGGAAUGUGAAGAAGCAGUGCUCCAACCUGGAGACAUCCAUCGCCGAUGCCGAGCAGCGGGGCGACUGCGCCCUGAAGGACGCCCGGGCCAAGCUGGACGAGCUGGAGGCCGCUCUGCACCAGGCCAAGGAGGAGCUGGCCCGGAUGCUGCGCGAGUACCAGGAGCUCACGAGCACGAAGCUGGCCCUGGACAUGGAGAUCGCCACCUACCGCAAGCUGCUGGAAGGCGAGGAGUGCAGGAUGUCUGGUGAACAUCCAAAUUCUGUGAGCAUCUCUGUCAUCAGCAACACGGGCGCAGGGGCAGGAGGGGCUGGCUUCAGCGUGGGCUUUGGUGCCUCGAGCAGUUACGGCUUCAAGCCAGUGGCCAUGGACGUCAAAACCAAAGGCAGCUGUGGCAGCGAGUUCAAGGAUCCCCUGCCUAAGAGCUCAGGCGGCAGCUGUGCGGCCAGGAAGGCCUCGAGGUGAAGGGCUUGCGGUGACCCUUGGCUCU